AUGUCGUCCCCGCAUUCGAUUAAGCGGCUGUUGGUCGCCAACAGAGGUGAAAUCGCCGUCCGCAUAUUCAAUGCUGCCAGGGAAUUACCUGAGUCUAUCGAGACAUUCGCUCUUUACACACCUGAUGACCGGUCUCACUGUGAUCUAGGGCACCCGCAACACGCAAUUGAAAUUCCCUCAGCUGCAUCCUAUCUAGAUAUCUCACUUCUUGUGGACCUUGCCCGACGGCACUCCAUUGAUGCGGUGCACCCAGGAUAUGGCUUCCUCAGCGAGAGCGCGGAGUUCGCGCACCGUAUGUGGACCGAUGCUGGGGCUGUGGUAAUCGGCCCAGGACCAGAGAACCUGGCGCGGACGGGCGACAAACUACAAGCAAAGCAGUUAGCUCAGCAAUGCGGCGUUCCGGUCUUGCAGGCCAUGAGCCAGCCAACAUCUCAGGUGGAAAAGGCGCACUCCUUCGCGAUGCAGGUUGGCUUUCCGGUGAUGAUUAAGGCGGUUGAUGGAGGGGGCGGACGAGGCAUUCGUCUUGUUCGGGAAGAAGGUGAACUAGAGAACAGUAUUCAGCGGGCAAUCGGCGAGUCCCCCUCUCGCACUGUAUUUGUCGAAAAGGCUGCUGUCGAUGGAUUCCAUCAUGUUGAGAUCCAAGUCAUCGGCGAUGGUACGGGCCAAGUACGACAUCUGUGGGAAAGGGAUUGCAGCGUGCAGCGACGAUUCCAGAAGGUGGUGGAAUGUGCACCUGCAUUGAUGAACGACAGGGCCUUGAUCGGCCGAGUGAUUGAUUCGGCCUUGAAGAUGGCUAGCGAGAUUCGCUAUCUGUCUUUGGGAACAUUCGAGUUUCUCGUCAGUGAAAGCAAGUCGAAAUUCUAUUUCUUGGAGGUCAACCCGCGGCUGCAAGUGGAACACACGAUCACCGAAUCUAUCAGCGGCAUUGACCUAGUUCAGACACAGCUCCUCCUCGCCCAAGGCUGGUCCUUCCAGGACCUUGGUUUGGGGUCAGAGGUCAACGCGUCAGCGCUCCCUCCCGCAAACAGUUUCUCUAUUCAGCUUCGACUCUGCGCCGAGGAUCCUGGCAACAACUUUGCAUUAAGCAUCGGCAAAGUCACCGAAUUUACCGUUCCCAGCGGCCAUGGGGUCCGGGUUGACACAAACAUCGAUGGCACCGGAGCCUCCCCGCUAAUAGUGGGCUCUAAUUUCGACAAUCUUCUCGCCAAGAUCAUCGUGACGGCGUCCUCCUGGGCCGCCACGGUUCGCAAAGCCCAGCGCGUGCUGGCGGACGCUCGUAUCGCCGGCGUGAAGACCAAUAUCAAUCUACUGCGGGGCAUCGUGGGGCACCCCGAUUUCAUGACAGGCCAUAUUGACACGCAAUGGCUAGGCAACCAACUUAAAGAGGUACACCAGCUGGGUGAGCGCAUCUCUCACAGUCUCCAGAGCCAAGCUGGACCCGCCGGCUCGGCGCCUCAGUCGAUCCCGUCAAGUGGGCUGCCAUCGUCAAACCUUUUAUUCCGCCGAGGGGACGCGUGGUCGAUUACGCUACAACCUCUCGACAACGGGAAGCCAGCCGGUGCGGCCCCCAUCGUGCACCAUCUGAAGCUAUCGCGCAUCCUGCGGAACGAGUUCCCCACUUCGUUGGCGGCAGAAAUCAUGUAUACUACGCCAGCGUCGACGACGGGCGUCUCGUAUCGUAUGCAGUUGGAUACGACCUCCACCGCGGCAUCAGCACUCAUGUCCUCGUCACAUCGACGAGGAGAUCCAAAUAACCCCAGCCACAUCAUCCUUCCCUUAUCGGGUAAAUUGAUGGAAAUUCUGGUUACGGAGGGGGAUCGCGUGGCUGAGAACCAGGUGUUGGCGUUUGUAAAGCAGAUGAAGAUGGAGCUAGAAGUGCGAAGCCCGCGCGCGGGAGUGGUCCAUUGGGUGCAUGAGAUGGAAGAUGACGAGGAAGAUGUGGCAGAGGGCAUGUUGCUGGUCGAAUUGAAGGCGCCGCACCAAGAAGCGGAUCAGGUGCGAGGGAAGCUAUGA
Molecule: messenger RNA, 2013 nt
Organism: Penicillium macrosclerotiorum
Lineage: Eukaryota; Fungi; Ascomycota; Eurotiomycetes; Eurotiales; Aspergillaceae
Product: putative pyruvate carboxylase
Exons: 2
Coding region: 1-2013 (670 amino acids)
Molecular function (GO): ATP binding; metal ion binding
Source: RefSeq, a predicted model, not a curated record